Molecule: messenger RNA, 1612 nt
Organism: Clunio marinus
Lineage: Eukaryota; Metazoa; Arthropoda; Insecta; Diptera; Chironomidae
Source: the annotation of a GenBank genome assembly
GUAGUUCAGAACCAUUUUAACGAAUACUCGAGUUGCCACCCAAAAAAACAAAUUUCUUUAUAAAAGAAUUUCUUGUGAAUAUAAAAACAUUAAAAUCAAAAUUCAUAUUAUUAUUGCUGAGUCGAUACUGGAGUUGAGAAACGCUUUUUGGUUUAGUCUUCUUAAAUAUCUUCAUUUUAAAAGCUGUUUCAAAACAAAGGAAAUGGAAAGUAAGAAAAUUUAUCAUGAUGAUUCGACUGAUUCUUCAGAAAGCCUUAACGACGGCUUCAAUGAUAAUAGACGAAGAAUAUUCAGAAGACAAAUUAAUGCAAACACUAAUCUCACAAAAAGUAAUCAAAUUCCAACACUUGCUUUAGCAAAGCUAAAUGUUGCCGGUCAGAGUACUGGAAACAACGAAAACGAGAAAAUUACUUUAAUAGUAGACGACACAAGAUUUUUGAUUGAUAUCGCACUUCUCACACAAUACCCUAAUACACUUUUGGGUCGAAUGUUUUCUUCAGGAAUUGAGUGGCAAGUUCCAAACGACAGAGGAGAAUAUAACGUUGCAGAAGGCAUUUCAUCAUGUGUUUUCCGAGCCAUCCUUGAAUACUAUAAAUCUGGUCUAAUCAAAUGCCCGAGUGGUGUUUCAGUCCAAGAGUUACGUGAAGCUUGCGAUUAUUUGUUGAUUCCAUUUGAUGCUACUACAGUUCGAUGCCAGAAUUUACGCGGCUUGUUACAUGAAUUAAGCAACGAAGGUGCGAAACAACAAUUUGAAAGUUUUUUAGAAGAACUUUUGAUGCCUUUGAUGCUAAACAGUGCUCAGAGAGGAGAUCGCGAAUGUCAUAUUGUUUGUCUUCUGGAAGAAGAUCAGAUGGAUUGGGAUCCCGAUUUUCCUCCUACGACUCAUAUGUUAGGAGAGGAAUAUUCGCAAACAGUGAGCAGCAAUGCAAUGUACAGAUUUUUCAAAUACAUUGAGAACCGUGAUGUCGCUAAACAAGUUUUAAAAGAUCGAGGACUGAAAAAGAUUCGAUUAGGGAUUGAGGGUUGGCCCACAUACAAAGAGAAGAUCAAAAAACGAGCUGAUGGUCGAGCAGAAGUUAUUUAUAAUUUCAUUCAACGACCUUUUAUUCACAUGAGCUGGGAGAAAGAAGAAGCAAAAAGUCGUCAUGUAGAUUUCCAAUGUGUUAAAUCAAAGUCUGUAACAAAUCUGGUUGAAGCAGCUGCUGAUCUUCCAGCCAUAGAUCAAAACAUUAUUGAGAUUUCUCGCAAUGAUCUUGAUCAAGCUGAUGGAGUUAGAGUUCAACAAUUGAUUGAAAAUCGUAUUGAAGAUUUAGAGAAUUUAGAUGCUGUUGGUGCUGAUCAGAAUUGAGUAUCCUUGAGCGAUCCUGUUUGUUUUAUCGAAGUUUCUGCUAACAAUUGAUUGCUUCUUUGAUUAAGUGAAAAGCAUUAAUAAGAAUCGCUUAAACUUCUUUGAAUAAGCUUUUUUUGUUUCAAAAUUCACUGAAAUAACUGUUAAAAUCCUUAAAAAUUACCAUUUUUACGCAAUAGAAUAUUAAUCUUCGACAAUGUUUAUCAAUGAAAAAAAUCGAAGAAAAUAAUAAAAAGCAUUAAAGACAUCAACAAUAUUUGCGAA